GUUACGUCGUCAUGCCUGAACCAGCAAAGUCCGCUCCGAAGAAGGGAUCCAAGAAGGCCGUCACGAAGGCCGCCGGUAAGGGAGGAAAGAAGCGCAGAAAGUCCAGGAAGGAGAGUUACGCUAUCUACGUGUACAAAGUCCUAAAGCAGGUCCAUCCUGACACCGGGAUCUCCUCCAAGGCGAUGGGCAUUAUGAACUCUUUCGUCAACGACAUCUUCGAGCGCAUCGCCGGUGAGUCGUCUCGUCUCGCUCACUACAACAAGCGCUCCACCAUCACAUCGAGAGAGAUCCAGACCGCCGUGCGUCUGCUGCUGCCCGGUGAACUGGCCAAACACGCCGUGUCUGAGGGCACAAAGGCCGUCACCAAGUACACCAGCUCCAAGUAAAGUGAAGCUCCAGCUGCACCCAAAGGCUCUUUUAAGAGCCACCCAUGAGCUCAUUUAAAAGAGUUUCUUGUUCUAGGACAAACAAGCAGGUUUCAGUUUCUCUGCAUUUAUGUUUGGAUUCUGAUGGUUUAUUGAGGCUAAAGCUCCAGCCAAAAAUGGGUUAUUUCUGUGGUGGGCGACUUAUACAAAUCUUGGAGUGACUUGUGGCAAGAAAACGCACAUUUGAAGAACACUCUUGAUUACAUUUUGAAGAACAGAUGAAAGAAAAGCCAUUGAUUCGCUGUGUAUUCAGAGGUGCUCUUCCCCCAUAAGCGCAUCACUUCUCAUGGAACACGCAUGCAGUGUGCUCACUGUUCCUGCUGUUUCAGUAAUCUGAAAAUAUUUCCAACUGCAAGAAAAGAGUCGUCCAUGAGAACACGGCAAAUGAUCUCAGACCAUCUCAAGAGCCACCAUGUGCCCCAUGAGUCCAAGCAGAGAAUGUGUGUCCGCUCUCAUGUCCUGACGCAAGGCAUCGUCCAUUUCUUUGCUGUGCUGCAAGAACCUCUCAUCUGCCCUUUCCAAAUAUUGCACCAGUUCUGAGGUACUGUCUCUCUUCCUUUUUCCUGUGUGCAACAAUAAUAGCAGAUGACAGAUCAUCAAUGAUGUGUCAUAGCAUUGCAAAUAAUUAUUUUCUGCCGGGAAUUACGGGUAUGCAUCUGCUAUAUUAGUUAUAUAAAAAAUAUGUAUAGCAUCAUACUACAUCACUAUCACUUCAGAUUUUGCUCAUGUCCAUAAAAAAGCGUCAACAUUAUUUUGUAUAUAGCAAGUUAAUAACUUUUCGGGGCUGGCAAGUUUCAAUCCCUGAAGAAGCCUAUGGACUAGUGGAGGAGUGAUCCAGCUCUCAGAUUUCAUCAAAAACAUCUUAAUUCCUUUUCCGAAGAUGAAGGAAGGUCUUACGGGGUUGAACAACAUGAGGGCGAGUAAAUACUGACAGAAUUUUCAUUUUUGGUUUAACUAACCCUUUAAAUGAAGAAAAAAUAUAAACAUUUCAGUACCUGAUAAUAAAUAGUAAUAUACAGUCACAUCUCAAUGUUUGCAUAGUGUAUGAUGUGACCAUUUGCACACCAAGUCUUACCUCGUUCUGAAGAUGCUUCUCCAGAGCUGCUACACGACGGCACGGGAGAGCUGCAGCCCAGCGGUGGCGGCAACUCAACGUUGUCAUCAUCACGGUCGGUGAUGGCAGACAGUUCUAUAAAAAAAAAAACAAGACAGUGCUUUAAAAAAUAUUGUCCAUUACACUUUACACACUGUUCUGUGCUACUUUAUACAAUGAAAUCACAGAUAAUACAAUCCUAGCUAGACACACUGCAAACACUGAUGUAAGAAAUUAGAACCUCACUAAACAGCUAAGAAACAUGCUCGGAACAAGUAAAAUAAUCUAAAAAACAGAACUUACCAGGAUCGGUGCAACUUUGCUGUAGCGAAUCAUCCACCAUUGACUCGAGCAUUAUUGUUGCCGUGUUCAGCGCCCCGGUCACCUGGCAUGCCGGCCUAUCGCCGAGAACAGAGUCGAGAACGUCGAAAUGUGGGUUUCGACGUGGGCGACCAUUGCCGCUUUGACCAAGGUCCUUUCUUUGGUCCCUGUAGUCCUCCUUUAGUUUUUUAUUUUGUUGCUUAUCUGUUGGAGGUUCCGGUCGAACCCCGCUACAGCCAUCUCUCGCUGAAUUUGCUGCAAAACCGGUUUCGUCCGCGAAGCCCCAUCUAACUUACCCUGGACUUCUGCAGAGGACCAGAGUGCAACAAAGCAGCUUGUUUCCUCCUCUGACCACAACCGUUUUUGUUUAAUCGCGUCCAUCGUGUUUAUCUGCUAAUUCAAAAAUGGCGGCCACAAGUUUCUGUUCGUCUUGAUGGUCACGGUAACCCCGCCCCCAGCCGCUGACGUAAGCGGUUCUUACUUCUAGACCAGCAAUGAUUUGGUUCUACUUAAGAACCACUUUUACCAGCUCUGCCUUGGUGGAAAAGGGGUAGCCGUACUGCUUGUUCAAAGUUCAACCUGUCGAUGUCGACCUUAGAAAACGGUGGCUCGUGAACAUACGCCGAGACAGUUUUUCUGCUUCCAGUCGCACGAAAGUAUGUAGCAGAUAUUUUACCAGCGAUCUGAGGCUCAAUAAGCUGACAACAAAUGGUAAGAGAAGGUUAGUACCUGGUGUGGUGCCAGUACUUGUUGCCUGGAAUGAAUACACUAUUCAACAACCGCGGUCCAGUGUGUGGGAGAGGAGAGAGAGACCUGUUGAUGCUGUCGACGCUGAGCCCGUGCCUAUCGAUAUAACGAUGGAUCAUGAUUACUGUGACGUUCCUGAUCCAUCAUCAUUAGACGUGGCUUGUGCUAAAAUAGAAGAACUCUCCCAUGAAAACGAGGAGCUGAAGAAACAGCUACAGGAGUUAAAGAUUCAGCACGAUUUCGGAUUGCAGAGGUUUGCUGGCUCCGACGAGGACAUUCGAUUUUACACCAGGUAAGUUAACGUUAAGUCUUUUGUUUGCUAUAGAUAAAACCCAUUAUUUGCAUGUAUAUAAAAUGCACAUUAACAAGUUAGGUGAUUAUAUAUUUAUGUUAUUCACAUUAACAUUUUAGGUGAGUAUAUCAUAUAUAUAUAUAUAUAUAUAUAUAUAUAUAUAUAUAUAUAUAUUCACCUAAAAUGUUAAUGUACACUGUGUUUAUGUGCACACACACACGUAUAUAAGUAUACAUAAUACUUGAAGCUGUGCUUAUGCUAUAUCUUCAAACAGGUUCCCCAGCUACCGUCACCUGAUGUCCUUUUGGUGGCUAAUCGAACCUUCCAUCCACAAAAUAAUUUGUGUGUCCAGGUUCAAAGCUGCUGCUAGGAAAAAUGAAGAAAUUACACAUGCACGGCCAUCAGUGCACGGCUGCGAGUGCAUGUGGAACGGGUCAUCAGGAGGAUCAAACAAAAUAAACUGUUUGAUGGGGUCAUCCUGCUUUCCCAUACUGUAAACAUCAAUCAGCUCUUUACAGUUGCAUGCCUGUUGUCAAAUUAUCAGAACAAGGCAUCAGAUAAGACAUGGGUCAAAUAAUGUCCUGUCAUUUCUACUCUUCAGUAAAUAAAACAUAGGCUAGUUGUUAAUAAUUGACUUUAUUCUUGACAAUCUUUUAUUUAUAACAUUUAUUAUAUAACUCUGUAUAAUCUAAAUUGUUGUGAUUUUAUUUAGUUUAAUUUAGACAAGACCUCUGAAUAAAUAUUUGUAAAAAGUAAUUUUAAAAAGUAACAAUUUCAUAAAGAUCACUUUGUACUGUACAUUUAUUUACAAU
Xyrauchen texanus (razorback sucker) is the source of this 3690-nucleotide messenger RNA. RefSeq names its product histone H2B-like. Gene Ontology annotation, molecular function: protein heterodimerization activity; structural constituent of chromatin; DNA binding. The coding region runs from base 12 to 386 and encodes 124 amino acids. The transcript has 5 exons. Gene Ontology annotation, cellular component: nucleosome. The record is from RefSeq and is a predicted model, not a curated record. Lineage: Eukaryota; Metazoa; Chordata; Actinopteri; Cypriniformes; Catostomidae.